Messenger RNA from Physella acuta, 1035 nucleotides. RefSeq names its product growth hormone secretagogue receptor type 1-like. Gene Ontology annotation, molecular function: G protein-coupled receptor activity. Lineage: Eukaryota; Metazoa; Mollusca; Gastropoda; Physidae. The record is from RefSeq and is a predicted model, not a curated record. Gene Ontology annotation, cellular component: plasma membrane. Gene Ontology annotation, biological process: G protein-coupled receptor signaling pathway.
AUGAAUGAAAGCAGCACCAAUGUUGCUGUUUCACCUGAAGACAACCUCAUCAUAUCUGACCAGCUGAUGCAACAGUUGGACGUUUUCCUCAACUGUUUUCUCAUCCACCUUCUCAGUUUUCUGGGGAUCGUCGGCAACGCCCUCAACAUUCUGGUGCUGAGCAGCCGCGGCUUCAAGGAAACCAGCGAUAUUUUCUUGGUCAGUCUGUCGGUCAGCGACCUCAUGUUCUCCGUCAUCCAGCCGAUUCACGGCCUGAGGUGUAUCGUGUCAAAGUUCGACGUGUCGCUCUCCAAAACCGUGGACACAUUUGUGACAGUCUACGUGCCCAUCACGGACAUCUGGGUCGGGCUCAGCAUUGGCACCAUCACCGCCAUCGCAGUGGAGCGGUUUUUCGCGGUUUUGUUCCCGUUUCACGUGUCUCGAAUUUUUACGCCUUUCCGCGUGAAAUGCGUCGUCGUUUUCUUGUACGUUUACACGCUCGGGAUGACGUCACCUUUGUCGUUCCGGUUCGACUAUGAAUGGGUGUUCGACCCUUUAGAAAACCGGACCACCGUUAGGUAUAUCAACAGCAAUUUUUAUAAUGAUAAUUACAAUGCCGUUAAUAUCUACGGAGGUUUUUUUCUGAACAAUUCUUUCACCACGGCAACAUUGCUUACAAUACUUAUCUGCUCGGUUGUCAUAACCAUCAAACUGACCGUUGGUCAUUCCAAACAACUGGCCAUGUCGUCGUCAGGUCAAGGAAGAAAGAAGGUGAAGGACAGGAGAGCGGGUAAAAUGCUACUCACCGUGUGUUUGGUGGCGCUGAUCGUGUUCCUGCCUACGGCCAUCGUCGACAUGUACAAGGCGUACGCUGAAAUCAACCUGUUCUCACAAGACAACCUGAAACUGAACGACCUGCUUCAGAGCAUCAACUAUGUCCUGUACCAGUUCAACGCCUCCAUCAACAUCGUCAUCUACGUCACCAUGAGCAGGAAAUUCGCCGCGGCGUACCGAAACUUCUGCUGUCCAAAAACUAGGACCGGGAAAAAGCAUUAA